AUCCGUUGCACGCGGGCAGUCGGGUACGGUUGCAGACAAACAUAACUGGCUAUUCUAUCUCAAGAAGCCAUCGUAUUUCGUUUUUACGAAGCGUUAAGUCCCCUAAUCAUUAACGGAUUGGGACAAAUCAAGUAAUGGACAGCCCUUCAAUCCAAAAUGGAAUUUUGUUUUCCAUUGCUCAAGCGAUCGGUGCACCCGAACAGGCCCUUAGAUUAUUGAUUUCAAUACUUAUAGGAUACCCGAUCGCACUCUUCAACUGCUUCUACCUCCGACACAAACCUGCCACUGUACAACAUGUUUUCUUUACUAUUGCUGGAAUCUCUGUUGGGUUCUUUAAUUUUGGAUGGGACAUUGGUCACUCAUUUGGAUGUGUACUUGUGCAGUACUUACUCAUCAAAAUCUUAUCGGGGACAAAGAUUUGUGUUGCCCUUUCUUUCACAUUUCACAUGGCCUAUCUUCUACUUGGAUACUACCAAACUGGAACUGAGACUUAUGAUAUAAAAUGGAGCAUGCCACACUGUGUGCUCACCUUACGUCUAAUUGGGCUUUGUUUGGAUUAUUACGACGGCCGUAAAAAACCUGAACAAUUGAAUGCUCAUCAGAAAAAAAUGGCUUUGGUACAGGCUCCUUCGUUUUUGGAGAUGUGCGGUCAUGUUUAUUUUCCCGGAGGCUUUCUCGUUGGACCUCAGUUCUCCAUGAGGCGCUACCUUGACUUUACCAAUAACAUUUAUGAAAAGGAAAGCGGUGACAUUAUGCAGUGCAUUCGACCUGGCCUAAUUCGCGCCGGUUUGGGCUUCUUCUAUUUGGCAUUAUACCAAGUAGCAAGCAACUUUAUUUCAGAAUCCGUAAUUACCAGUGAAAGCUUCUACGAACACACUUUCGUUAUACGUGUCGGCUUAGUUGGGCUGUGGGCUAAAAUCAGCCUUUACAAAUAUAUCUCUUGUUGGCUUCUAACGGAAGGUGUUUGCACUAUGAGUGGAUUGACUUACAACGGUAAAGAUGAAAAAGGCAAACACUUGUGGAAUGGAUGUGCUAAUGUCAAGCUGCGCGUUUUUGAGAACGCAACACGGUUUGGACAUUUGAUUCAGUCGUUCAACAUAAAUACCAACGCCUGGGUUGCCGAGUACGUUUACAAGCGUUUACGAUUUCUUGGUAAUCGUUCUUUAUCACAAGCCAUCGCACUUUUCUUCUUGGCUGCUUGGCACGGCCUGCAUCUUGGAUACUACGUCUGUUUCUUUAUGGAGCUCAUAGUCAUGCUCUUUGAAAAAGAUAUGGAAUUGCUAGUGGCUAAAAACCCUGCCAUCCAUAGAAUGUUUAAUAAUCCCACAUUGGCGCCCGUACGGUGGGUUGUAGGAAAACUAUAUGUGUUUUGCUUUAUGGGUUACUGCCUUGCACCGUUCACCUUCUUCUCCGACUUUUGGUCCAUUUAUGGAUCGCUCUACUACAUGGGAUUUGUAUUUUUCCUUGGCUGGCGAUUCAUCGCGCCACUCAUCUUGCCACGACUUAUUCCUCGAUCGCCACGAAGCGAAGUCACCAGUGAACUGAUCGUUGACGGGUCUGAACACCCAAAGAAGAAACAGUAGCAUACUAUGUAGCGAGUUUCUUCGUGCACCUGAUUCUUCUUUGAUUCGUUGUUUUGUUUUUCUUUAUGUUGUGUAGUAAUGUUAAUUGUAAUGUAAGAAAAAAAAAAGUUUAGUGUGUCUGAGGUAAAAGCAGUCUCAAUACAUACUCGCUUAGACUUGAAAA
Messenger RNA from Daphnia carinata, 1746 nucleotides. It is a transcript of the gene nes, whose product is annotated as lysophospholipid acyltransferase 5-like. Gene Ontology annotation, cellular component: membrane. Gene Ontology annotation, biological process: lipid modification; phosphatidylcholine biosynthetic process. Gene Ontology annotation, molecular function: 1-acylglycerophosphocholine O-acyltransferase activity; lysophospholipid acyltransferase activity. NCBI's taxonomy places the organism in Eukaryota, Metazoa, Arthropoda, Branchiopoda, Diplostraca, Daphniidae. The transcript is spliced from 9 exons. The record is from RefSeq and is a predicted model, not a curated record. Bases 135 to 1583 code for a protein of 482 amino acids.